AUGGCUCCGAAAGCCAUCAGCUUCAACACCCAUGGUUCUCCUGAGGUCAUCUUGAGUGACCGAGAUCAUGAACGCUGGAACACGAUCACUGAAACCCCACGUGAUGUGGUGGAAGUUUUCGAACCACAUCAGAACGCCUUCGAGGACCACCUUCCAGGACGGACCGAGCAUGAUGUGGAGGUGUUUGACCAGGGCCCUGAGAUCAUCUCUCUGUCUCAGCUGGCUCUCUCCGCCACCCAACAGGGACCUGACAUCAUCUCUCGGUCUCAGCUGGCUCUCUCCGCCAUCCAACUGGGCCCUGAGAUCAUCUCUCUGUCUCAGCUGGCUCUCUCCGCCACCCAACAGGGCCCUGAGAUCAUCUCUCUGCCUCAGCUGGCUCUCUCCGCCACCCAACAGGGCCCUGAGAUCAUCUCUCUGUCUCAGUUGGCUCUCUCCACCACCCAACAGGGCCCUGAGAUCAUCUCUCUGUCUCAGCUGGCUCUCUCCGCCACCCAACAGGGCCCUGAGAUCAUCUCUCUGUCUCAGCUGGCUCUCUCCGCCACCCAACAGGGCCCUGAGAUCAUCUCUCUGUCUCAGCUGGCUCUCUCCGCCACCCAACUGGGCCACCAUAACGAGGAGGCCUACAUGCAGCUUCAUCAACACAACGACACAGGUCGUGGUUUUGCUAACACCGCUAACACCGCUGACCCUUCUAACACCGCUAACACCGCUGACCCUUCUAACACCGCUGACACUGCCAACACCGCUGACCCUUCUAACACCGCUGACCCUUCUAACACCGCUGACCCUUCUAACACCGCUGACCCUUCUAACACCGCUGACCCUUCUAACACCGCUGACACUGCCAACACCGCUGACCCUUCUAACACCGCUGACCCUUCUAACACCGCUGACCCUUCUAACACCGCUGACCCUUCUAACACCGCUGACCCUUCUAACACCGCUGACACUGCUAACACCGCUGACCCUUCUAACACCGCUGACCCUUCUAACACUGCUGACACCGCUGACCCUUCUAACACCGCUAACACCGCUGACCCUUCUAACACCGCUGACACCGCUAACACCGCUGACACCGCUGACCCUUCUAACACCGCUGACCCUUCUAACACCGCUGACCCUUCUAACACCGCUGACCCUUCUAACACCACUGACCCUUCUAACACCGCUGACCCUUCUAACACCGCUGACCCUUCUAACACCGCUGAACCUUCUAACACCGCUGACACCGCUAACCCUUCUAACACCGCUGACACUUCUAACACCGCUGACCCUUCUAACACCGCUGACCCUUCUAACACCGCUGACACCGCUGACCCUUCUAACACUGCUGACACUGCUAACACUGCUAACACCGCUGACCCUUCUAACACCGCUGAUCCUUCUAACACCGCUGACACCGCUGACCCUUCUAACUCCGCUAACACCGCUGACCCUUCUAACACCGCUGACCCUUCUAACACCGCUGACCCUUCUAACACCGCUGACCCUUCUAACACCGCUGACCCUUCUAACACCGCUAACCCUUCUAACACCGCUGACCCUUCUAACACCGCUGACACCGCUGACCCUUCUAACACCGCUGACACCGCUGACCCUUCUAACACCGCUAACACUGCUAACACCGCUGACCCUUCUAACACCGCUGACCCUUCUAACACCGCUGACCCUUCUAACACCGCUAACCCUUCUAACACCGCUGACCCUUCUAACACCGCUGACCCUUCUAACACCGCUGACCCUUCUAACACCGCUGACCCUUCUAACACGGCUGACACCGCUGACCCUUCUAACACCGCUGACACCGCUGACCCUUCUAACACCGCUAACACCGCUGACCCUUCUAACACCGCUGACCCUUCUAACACCGCUAACACCGCUGACCCUUCUAACACCGCUGACACUGCCAACACCGCUGACCCUUCAAACACCGCUGACCCUUCUAACACCGCUGACCCUUCUAACACCGCUGACCCUUCUAACACCGCUGACCCUUCUAACACCGCUGACCCUUCUAACACCGCUAACACCGCUGACCCUUCUAACACCGCUGACACUGCCAACACCGCUGACCCUUCUAACACCGCUGACCCUUCUAACACCGCUGACCCUUCUAACACCGCUGACCCUUCUAACACCGCUAACACCGCUGACCCUUCUAACACUGCUGACCCUUCUAACACCGCUGACCCUUCUAACACUGCUGACACCGCUGACCCUUCUAACACCGCUGACACCGCUGACCCUUCUAACACCGCUGACACCGCUGACCCUUCUAACACCGCUGACCCUUCUAACACUGCUGACCCUUCUAACACCGCUAACCCUUCUAACACCGCUGACCCUUCUAACACCGCUGACCCUUCUAACACCGCUGACACUGCUUAA
Molecule: messenger RNA, 2388 nt
Organism: Salvelinus fontinalis (brook trout)
Lineage: Eukaryota; Metazoa; Chordata; Actinopteri; Salmoniformes; Salmonidae
Product: dentin sialophosphoprotein-like
Exons: 4
Coding region: 1-2388 (795 amino acids)
Biological process (GO): dentinogenesis; odontoblast differentiation
Cellular component (GO): nucleus; cytoplasm
Molecular function (GO): collagen binding
Source: RefSeq, a predicted model, not a curated record